Messenger RNA from Arctia plantaginis, 1203 nucleotides. The record is from the annotation of a GenBank genome assembly. NCBI's taxonomy places the organism in Eukaryota, Metazoa, Arthropoda, Insecta, Lepidoptera, Erebidae.
AUGAAGAACAAUUCAUGUUGUUCAUUCUAUGGCUUUCAGAUGGAACUCCACCAGGUGGCGCUGCUCACCAUAAAAAAAACAAACUCCAAAAUUAGCUUAGUUAAUGUUAGCUUGACAGAGGAGACAGCUGUAGAUAUUGAAAAUAGUUCAUUGCUAGAUUCAUCAGUGAACAGUUUACCUGCCACUUCAAAAAAGGAUUAUACUUUACUUGAAGAAUACGAAGAAAUUAUUUCUACAUUAAAAUUAAGGUUAGCUUCAGCUGAUGAAGAGAUUGAAAAUUUGAAUUUACAAUAUAUACAAUUAAAGAUGAGUGUUGAAAAAUCAUCAAAAGUGAUAGCAUUGUAUAAGAAGAUUGGCAUUACGGAAAACUUGUUGAAUGCUGUUUCUACUCCGGUUAUACGAAAGGUUAAAAAAGUAUUUUCCGGUGUAUAUCCAGUAUCACCUAGGCACAGCAUUCCAGAAACAAAUGAAAUUUCAACACAAACAACAGGAAUUUCUAUGACGAAACAUCUUGGAAAGCCUUUCUCAUUUAAAACAUGUAAACAACAAAUCAAAAAGCGACGAAGAAAAAUAAAUUAUUUAACUCAUAAAAUUUCGAUAUUAAAAACUCAAAAUAAAAAACUUAUGAAUAAACUGGAAACCAUACAGACAGAAAAUGGGUCGUAUGAUGAUAUCAACACCGAUAUAAACAACCAGUUCUCUAGAACAUUCACUAAAGAGUCGCUCACGGAUGACACUAUGCUGAACGAAAGUACUGACCAAUCAAUAAUAAGAAAAAAUGAGAUGAAAAAAAUGGAAUUUACCGCCUUAACUGGCACAAAUGAAACUAAACGCAAAGUAAUUGUUCUUGCAGAUCAACAGGGUCGCGGGAUUCGGAAAGUCCUUGCCCAGCUUCUGGGAGAUAAAUAUGAUGUAUUUUGCUUCGUGAAACCUUUUGGCGAACUCUCUGAUAUAUUGAACUCAUGUAUGACUGAAAUAUCAAACCUGACAAUGAAUGAUUUUGUGAUUGUGAUAGGUUUCACAGAGGAUAAUAGUGUUUCGCCUAUCUGUAAUCAAUUAGUACUAUGGAUUGAAUCUUACCAAAACACUAAUAUAUUAAUAUGUGAGCCCUUAUUUAAUAGAUGUAUUAAAGAAAAAAAAUUAAAUAAUGAAAUAUCUAAAAUAUGUGACAACUAUUUAAACGCCUCAUGGAUGGACUUGUAG